AUCCGAAAAUCAUAACAUCCACGACCACCGUGUAUGUAAUUACGGAACCGUAACCAUGGUGGAAUGAUGCUUGCUUUGUUUUUUGAUUGUGAGCGAGGCUAGAUGGGCUGCUGUUGUUAAUAAUAGUUUUGCCAACAGGCCAGACUGACUUCUUUCUUGUUGUUGACUCUGUUGUGUAUGAACCUAUCACUACGGUAGGUCCAUUUUAUGGGCUUUACCUUGUUUUGAGAGGAAGCUGUACAUAAUCACAAUGGUGCAAAUCACUGUAGAUCUGAUCCGGCGUCGGGCUGAGCACAAUAACAUGGAGUUGUCUACACUGGAAGAAGUUUCAUUACAUCAGCAAGAUAUUGAAAAAAUUGAAUUACUUGACAAAGUUUGUAGAGAGCUAAAGAUUAUUUACUUGCAAAGCAACUUAAUACCAAAAAUAGAAAAUGUGAAACGCUUGAAGAAAUUGGAAUAUCUCAACCUUGCUUUGAACAACAUUGAAAGGAUAGAAAAUCUUGAGGGUUGCGAAUCAUUGAAGAAAUUAGACCUGACAGUUAACUUUGUCGGGGAGCUAACAAGCAUUGAAUGUCUGAAGCAGAACUAUAAUUUGGAGGAAUUGUUCUUGACUGGCAACCCCUGUGUUGAUUUUGAUGGUUAUCAGGAAUAUGUGAUUGCAACUCUUCCACAACUUAAGCGUUUGGAUGGUGCCGUUGUAGAGAAGUCUGCAAGAAUCAAAGCUGUCCAAGAUUUGCCCAGAGUCAGGGCCAACAUCAUCCAGCAGCAGAAGGAAUACCAUAUAAGAAGGGAAAGAGAAAAGAAAGAAGAGGAGGAAAAAGAAGCUAGUAAAUUAAAUAAGAAACCAGGUUUUGAUGGCAGAUGGUACACUGAUGUAAAUUCACAUAGUGGAGUACAAGAUAUGAAAGAGGAGGAAGAUGGGUUAGAUGAUGACAAAGAUGAUGAAGAAAAUAGCAAAUUUUGGGAAGAAAAAGUUGGAUUUACUCCAGAGUCUCGGAAAGCAGUUCAUGAACACGUCCGGAAACAACGGGAAAAAGAAGACAUUAAGAGAAAUGGCCCUGAACCAAAGAAACGUGUUGUGCGUUUAGUUGGAGAUGAUGGCAGAAUAUUAAACGUGAACGAAGCAAAAUUGGAUUUCACAUUAACAGAUAGUGAAGAUGGCAGUUCGUUGCUUCUUGAUGUUGCAUGUUUUAAACACCUUGAUACAUCACUAAUGGAUACUGAUGUCCAACCAAACUAUGUAAAGGUCAUUGUUAAAGGAAAGGUUUUGCAACUUGUUUUAUCAGAGGAAGUUAAACCAGAUUCCAGUUCAGCUAAAAGGUCACAAACUACAGGUCACCUCCUUAUAGAGAUGCCAAAGCUUCAUCCAAGGAAACCUGGCAGAUUAUUGCCAUGUGAAUAUGGAAAUAAAAACAAUGAUGGAGAAAAAAAUAAAAGGAACGAGAUUGAGCGCUUAGAAGUAGACCCAUCAGCUGCAAAGACCAUUGACUUGCUAGUCACUCAGACUAAGUGCCUUUCCACUAACAAACCUUAUAAUGGUAAACGACAGAAACCAGCUAUUGAACGUCCAAACAGCCACGACUUCAUUGAUGACCCAGAUGUCCCUCCAUUAAUAUGAAUGACUGAUAAAUGUGGUGCAGCUAUGAAUUAGUGAUCACUGGAAUUAGUGGUGCUUGGCACUUACCCAUUGCUUUACAGUAGUCUGUGUUGACACUACCAAUGAGAUGUUUGUAUAUUUUGAAUUUAGGCAGUCAGAGAAAAUGUCCCCCUCAGCUCAAAUGGUAACUGAUCAAGAAAUAUAGUCACACUACAAGUAAGAUUUGACCACAAGAAAGACUGAUAAAUGUGGUGGCGGAAUUAGUGGUCACCUCACGUUGCCAUACGGCCAUUUGAUUUAGUGGUACUUGGUAUUAACCCACUGCUUUACAGUAGGUUGUGCUCACACUACCAGUUAGAGGCAAGUGCAGGAUUCAGAAUGAUCAAAGGAUCAACUGAUCAAGAAAUAUAAUCAUACCACAAGUAAGAUUUGGUACCUGUAGCUUUUAGUGGUGCAAUACUACCAAUGCUCAAAACUUUAAUUGAAAAAUGCCAUAACAAAUACAUUAUGUCUCUUUUAUUUAUAUCUCGUCGUACACAUUCAAUAGCAACUGUACUUGUAAGCAAGAUGUUGGAAGUACUAUUAGAUAGUGUGUAGAAUGUUUUACAUAUUUAAAAAAAAAAAUGUAUAGUUAUAUUCAGCAUUAUAAAACAUAAAAGAUUAAGAGAGUAGUUUUAGCAACAUCGUUUGUAGUUGUGUUGUCAUGUGAGUCUUAAUAAACAGAAAGUUUAUGACUACAA
Messenger RNA from Anneissia japonica, 2337 nucleotides. RefSeq names its product protein tilB homolog. Bases 251 to 1618 code for a protein of 455 amino acids. The record is from RefSeq and is a predicted model, not a curated record. Lineage: Eukaryota; Metazoa; Echinodermata; Crinoidea; Comatulida; Comatulidae. The transcript has 16 exons. Gene Ontology annotation, molecular function: protein binding. Gene Ontology annotation, cellular component: cytoplasm. Gene Ontology annotation, biological process: outer dynein arm assembly.